This is a messenger RNA of Lucilia sericata (common green bottle fly), 3718 nucleotides long. It is a transcript of the gene sca, whose product is annotated as protein scabrous. The record is from RefSeq and is a predicted model, not a curated record. Bases 109 to 2847 code for a protein of 912 amino acids. NCBI's taxonomy places the organism in Eukaryota, Metazoa, Arthropoda, Insecta, Diptera, Calliphoridae. The transcript has 4 exons.
UUGAAAAGAAUAUAAUAUAUUUAAAAAAAGUUUAUUUUUUUCUUAAGUAAAGUCUUUAAAAUAAAUAACAAAACCCAAAAAGGGCAACAAAAAGAAACAACGUUAAAAAUGUCGUUGACAAAUUGCAGCCUGUUGGCAGUAAUUAUGCCCUUAAUUGCUAUUGUACUCUUAACGACCGGUGGUUUUGCCGGUUUAACACAAGCCAGUGUUAUCAACGAUAUGAAUAAUAUAAUGCGCGAUAUUUCGACGGAAGUGAAUACAAUGGCAUCACCUACAACUACCAGUACUGGCAUGACAACGACCACCACACGACAAAUGAUUUUACGAAAUAGUGACGGUAAAAAGGAUAACAGUGAUAACUUUGUUAAUGUCGACAAUACUAACGUUGAUAGUAUUUCGUAUAGUGAAACUUCUAGUGGUGAAAUUUUACGUUUUGUUAACGAUAACGAUAAUGUCAAUGAAGAUAACGAUAAUAAUGAUGAUUUCAUUGACAUGAGUAUUUAUAAUGAUAAAAAUAAUCAAAAUGAUGAGAUUUUUGGUGGUAAUAGUGUUAGAUCUGACAAUGAAAUCCCCAUGUCAAAUGCUAAAAAUAAUUAUCAACAAAUAAUAGAUAAUAAUAAUGACAAUAGUAAUUAUAUAGAAUCAUUAACUUUAAGAGAUCAAGUGCGUUUAUUGUCGAAACAAUUAAAUGUUUUAAUGAAUCGGCGUCGUGAGGAUUACGAACUAUUGGAGCGUAAUUUACGUAAAUCUCUAAGGAUUACACAAAACAAUCAACCACAGCAACAACAACAACAAAAUCAGCAGCAACAAUCAAUAUCAAAUGAUUUGGAUUUACGCAAUGAAUUGGAAAAAUUGAGACAAGAAGUGCAAAUUUUGCGCAAUGGCCACCAAUUUACGGAUGGUUCAAGCAAUAAGGAACGUUUAACCAUUGAAUGGUUGCAACAAUCCAUUGGUGAAUUACGUAAACAACUUGUGGAAUUGCAACAAAUUGCCAGUAAUGCGAUGAGAGAUGUGACAACACGCACACAAAGUUGGGAAGAUUUAACAACAAUACGUAGUGAUUUUCAACAACUUAAGCUCGAAUUAGCCGCACUCAAAGAACGUCAACAGCAAACGGAUGUCUAUGUACGGGAAUUGCGUGAGGAGACCGAACAGCAAGAAGAGGAAUUUCAACAUUUUAUAAUACAAAAUAAACAAAUGUUUAACAAACAGACAGAAGAAGCCUCAACAGCAAAGCAUGACAAGACGACUGAUGUGGAUACGAAUACAAGCCACUUAAGUACCAGUGAAAGUUUAGAAGAAGAUGAAGAUAAUAAUAAAGAUAUAAAAGAGACAUCUUCACUCACUCAACUGGCUGACCACAGAAGACGACACUGCCGUUUUCAACGUCAACAACUUCACGAACUACAAUUGUCACAACGUCAACUGAAACGUCAAUUUAAUGAAUUGAAAUAUCAUCGUAUUGCCGAACGUGUACGCAGUAUUGAAAUUGAACAACAUCGCAUAGCAGAUGCCAAUUUUAAUCUAUCACGUCAGAUAGCCUCACUCGAUAAGUUACACUCAUCUAUGCUGGAGCUACUCGAAGAUGUUGAGAAUGUUCAAACUAAAGUUGAUAAAAAUAUACCCGAAUUACGUCACGAAAUCUCCAAAUUGGAAUUUGCCAAUGCCCAGCUAAUGUCCGAACAGAAUUUGGUGCGUGAAGAGGGUAAAAAUGUGGCACGUUCGCUGCAGGCAAUGGCUGUUAGUGUUAGUACUUUGCAGGAUGAACGUGAUGGUAUACGGCGUAUGCAAUCAGGCGUUAGUGAAAUGCGUACAAAAUUGGAUCGUUUGCAAACAAUGGUUGAGGAUGUACAAAGAGCUGUACAACAUCGUCAUCAUCGUGGUUAUGGCAACAAGGAUAACAAGAAAUUCUUACAUCAUCAUAACAAUACAUCAUACACAACACAAGAACAACAAACCACAACAACCGGCACACCAACACAAAAUGCUGAAUCUUUAGUUGCCAAAUUGGAAAAUGUUGAAGCACAAUUUGAAUCAAUUAUUGAAAAACUACCCAAGGAUUGCAGUGAAGUGACACCCACAGCCACAAAUGCGAAUGGUGGUCUCUAUCUUAUAGCACCUUCGGCCGAACGUCAUCCGUUGAUGGCUCACUGCAGCUCAGAUGGUUGGACAACAAUACAAAGACGUUAUGACGGCAGUGCAGAUUUCAAUCGUUCAUGGGAGGAUUACGCUAACGGUUUUGGCUCACCGGCCGGUGAAUUUUGGAUGGGCAAUGAGCAAUUACAUCAUUUGACGCUAAACAAUUGUACACGAUUGCGGGUGGUCAUGCAAGACAUUUACGACAAUGUCUGGCUGGCCGACUAUACACAAUUUUACAUAUCGUCGCGCUCUGAUGGUUAUCGUUUGCACAUUGGUGGCUACAGCGGCAAUGCCUCUGAUGCCUUGGACUAUCAGCAGGGCAUGCAAUUUUCGGCCAUCGAUGUAGAUCGUGACAUAUCACAAACGCAUUGUGCUGCUAACUAUGAGGGUGGGUGGUGGUUCUCUCAUUGUCAACAUGCUAAUCUAAAUGGUCGCUAUAACUUGGGCUUGACAUGGUUCGAUGCGGCUCGUAAUGAAUGGAUUGCUGUCAAAUCAUCACAGAUGAUGGUUAAGCGUCAGUCGACGUCGACAUGCCAGUAUAUACAAGAAUCUUUAGCAUCGACCACAAAAGCCUCAGCGACAAUGACGACAACAACAACAGCAACGACGACGACAACGACGUCAACGUCAUCUUCAGCGACAAUAAAUUCUAACAAGUCAAUACCUUUAAAUAACUUAAGAAUACUAGGACAAACUUCAUCCCUGUAGAAGAUUUUUUCUUCAUCGGCAUUCAUUCCCCAAAUAUCAGCAUCUUUAUCAUCUACAUAUAACAUCUCAAUCCCAUCAUCAUCAUCCUCAUAAUUUUCCUCAUUCCAUUCCUUACAUAUAUUCAUUCAUUGUGUCCUCAUUCUUAAGUUAUUGAUGCAUAAAGGGAUUUAAAGAAAACAAAAUGUAAAACAAUAUUAUUCUAAAUUGUAUUUGAAAAUUUGUUGCAAAAUUUUCAAAUGCCCGAAGAAAAGUAUAAAAACUUGUUAGAGUUAGAACCACCAAAGCCAUACCUUAUUAUAGUUUGGAGUAUAGUACGAUUGUGUAUGUGUAAAUCUGAAAGAUUGAUUGAUAAAGCAAAAGAUAGAGUGAGAGUGUAAGAAAGAAAAUGUAUUUGUAUGUAAAUAUUGAAUGUUGUUGGUUGAUAUUUAAGAAAUACAGGAAGCGGAUAUAAUACUUUUCAUCUUUCGAUUUAGUGAUUCAUAGAUUUAUGGAGAAACAACUUUUCCAUAAAUUGUAUAAUCAAUAUUAGAUGGUAAAUCAAUAUUUGUGGUAUUUGCAAUUAAGGAUUUCUGAGGUCUUUAUUGAGGGACUAAAAGUCACUACUGAGCCCUUAUGCAGUUGAAGCUGUUUUCGAUCUAUCGUGCAGUCUGAAUACUAGACUUCGUCAUAAGUUUUCAUUCAAUCAUUACCUGUGUUCAGAUUUUAAAAUUGUUGAUAAACCUGACUAAUAGUUCAAGUCUGAACCGAUUUGAUGUUUUUGCCCUUGAGUUGGAUAACAUCACUUUAAAUAAUUUCAGCUUUUCGCAAACCGUUUAGAGAAGAAAUAACAAGACUGUUAUAUUCGACUAUUCCGAAUCUACUACUAUCAAAA